Messenger RNA from Rhagoletis pomonella (apple maggot), 538 nucleotides. It is a transcript of the gene Zip102B, whose product is annotated as zinc transporter ZIP9. Gene Ontology annotation, cellular component: membrane. Gene Ontology annotation, molecular function: metal ion transmembrane transporter activity. The record is from RefSeq and is a predicted model, not a curated record. Gene Ontology annotation, biological process: transmembrane transport; zinc ion transport. NCBI's taxonomy places the organism in Eukaryota, Metazoa, Arthropoda, Insecta, Diptera, Tephritidae.
UAUUGUUGUGUUGUCAAUCGAUUAAUCGAAAGGAAAAUUUUAUCCAAGAAAUCGUUAACCGAAUGAAAAUUACCGAUUAUAAUCGGUUAUUCGAUUCAUCGUGCCAUAACUAAUGGUAUCGUAUAGUGUCCCUACUAAAAUCUAAAAAAUAGUUUGCUUACGAAGUGGUUCUUAUGCUCACAAAGCUUUUGUAAUGUCAAAAUGAAAUUCAAUGCUGCUCUUAAUAAUUUAAGAUAGUCAAGCUGUUGAUAAAUAAGAUAUACACUAAUGCAUUUAACGUAAAGCUGGAUUUCAAGAUUUGGUAUACCAGCAAAUAAGAUUUUAAGCGUGGCAUUGCCUGGCCACCAAGCACAGGCUUGAUCAUACCAAGUCAUAAAGUAAUAAAAUCUCUUUUCGUCAAUCGUGUUUUUUUACCGAGAGGUGGAAGGAGUUACAAAAAAUGACGGAAGAAACAUUCAUGCUCGUUUUACUAGUGGCUGUUAUGCUUGUGGGUUCAUACAUCGCAGGGAUGAUUCCACUAAUAAUGAAAUUAAGCGAG